Messenger RNA from Melospiza melodia melodia, 855 nucleotides. RefSeq lists its product as uncharacterized. NCBI's taxonomy places the organism in Eukaryota, Metazoa, Chordata, Aves, Passeriformes, Passerellidae. The record is from RefSeq and is a predicted model, not a curated record.
AUGAACGCCAUCCCCGCCACCCCGGAUUUUUCCACGCCUGACAACAAAGGAGGCGGCGGGGCGGCCGCGGCGGUGACUCAGCGCCGGGCCCGCCCCCGGCCCGCCCCGGCCGCUCCCCUCAGGCGCGGCCGGGCCGGCUCCGCGCGUGUGGCGGGGCCGGGCGGACACUCGGCAGCAUUGGGCGGGCGGGCGAGCAGGCAGUGGCUGCUCCUCUCCGUCCCUUCUCGGCUUCCCUUGCCCUCGUUCCCCGCGCUGCCGAGCGGGCAGAGCCGCCCCGCCGAGAAGUUUCUCUGCAGUCCAGUUCACCUCCAGGCAUUUAAAGGCUUUGAGACUGUGUUGACCCGUGCACUGCCCCUGCACGACUGGGCCAUCCUGGCCAGUAUCAGAAGGAGUGGCCAGCAGGAGCAGAGAGGUCAUUCUUCCCCUGUACUUGGCACUGGUGAGGCCUCACUUGGAGUAUUGCAUCCAGUUCUGGGCCCUCACUUUAGGAGGGACGUCGAGUUACUUGAGCGUGUCCAGAGGAGGGCAACGAAACUAAUAAGGGGCUUGGAACACAAGCCAUACGAAGAGCGACUGAGGGAGCUGGGGUUGUUCAGCCUGGAGAAAAGGAGACUCAGGGGUGACCUCAUCACUCUCUACAACUUCCUGAAGGGUGGCUGUAGUGAGCUGGGGGUCGGCCUCUUUCUCCGGGCGACAACAGAUAGAACAAGAGGACACAGUCUCAAGCUGCGUCAAGCUAGAUGUAACUUAGAAGUAAGAAGGAAAUACUUCACAGAAAGAGUGGUCAGAUACUGGAAUCAUUUACCCAGUGAGGUGGUAGAGGCAUCAUCCCUUGAAGAAUUCAAAAAAAGACUG